Messenger RNA from Corticium candelabrum, 1637 nucleotides. Its product is annotated as neutrophil cytosol factor 4-like. Lineage: Eukaryota; Metazoa; Porifera; Homoscleromorpha; Homosclerophorida; Plakinidae. Gene Ontology annotation, molecular function: phosphatidylinositol binding; protein binding; superoxide-generating NADPH oxidase activator activity. Gene Ontology annotation, biological process: superoxide anion generation. Gene Ontology annotation, cellular component: cytoplasm. The record is from RefSeq and is a predicted model, not a curated record. Bases 170 to 1411 code for a protein of 413 amino acids. The transcript is spliced from 11 exons.
ACCCAUUUUUGAGAGGCUUCAGGGCUCGCGCAUGGUUGAGUAUGAGUAGCCCUGCAGUUUAUUAGCUAGGGAAGCGGUUAAAUUUAAUUUCUGGCGGAGUCAAGAAACCAUCUAGCGGAUUACGUUGCGUGGAGACAAGAAUUGUUGAGGUUGCCGUACUGUUUCUAGGAUGCCACAAACCAUUCGAAACGACGACCGCGGAGAGGAAGACGAGAUUGUUGAUGUGGAAAUUGUAGAUUUGGAAAAGAAACGUGAACUGCGAAAGUACUACGUUUAUGUUAUUGAAGUGUCAGUAAAGCGUGGACCGAAAUACAUUGUCUACCGUCGCUAUAACCAAUUCCACAAUCUCCAUCAAGUGCUAGACGAACGUUACCCAAUUGAAGCUGGUCACAUUGAUGCCAAGGAUCGAGUACUGCCUAAUCUUCCAGGCAAGAUAUAUUUGGGAAGAAGUGCGGUUAAGGAUGUGGCAGAAGAAAGAAUUCCGCAGUUAAAUGUCUUCAUUAAGACACUCAUUGGAUUGACUAGAAAAAUUAGUCAUGACGAAUUUGUGCAGCGUUUCUUGAGGCAAAAUGAACAUGAUGGUAAACCAUACACGGGCUCCUUUCCAUACAGAGGACAAAGUGGAGGUGGAAACUCCCCGAAGAGGCAGAGAGAGGUUCGGCCUCCUCCUCCAGCUAAAAAGCUGCCUGGUCCUCCUGCUAGACCUCCAGCUCCUCCAAAGAGGCCAGCAAAAGGGCCAGUUUUACCACAGAAAAGAUCAGGUUUAAGUCCUGCUGCGGGAUUGCUAACUGUUCCUCUUCCAUCAAAGCCUCCUGUUGCAAAGAAACCAAUUAAAGGACCAAGAGCACGGGGACUUCAUACGUUUAACGCAAGGAACAGUGAGGAGCUUAGCUUUAAGAAAGGUGACAUUAUAAAGCUGAGACAGCGAAUCAGUGAUGACUGGUUGGAGGGUGAACUGGACUGUUGCAAAGGGUUGGUACCUAUUACUUACGUAGAAAUAAUUGAAGAUUUGGUACUGGAGCACUCUGAUACAGAUGAGUGGGAUGAUGAUGACGAUGACGAUGAGACACGACAUAAAACUAUAAAUGUGCUGUGCAGAUACAAAGGAAAUGAAAGAGUAAUUGGAAUCCCACAGAAGGUUGCUCAUGAGCCAUCAUACUUGUCACUUCUUGCUGCUGUCAAAUCAGCUCUUAGUGAUUUCAAAGUUACAUUAAACUACAAGGAUGUUCAAGGUGAUCUUGUUCGUAUCUGUGAUGAUGAUGAUAUUAGAUUGUUGAUGAGGGAAGGUGUACCCAAGAAACCAGGACCAAAGUUGCCCAAUCGUGUUCAGUGGCAACUUCAUGUGACUCGUAGCGGAGAUCUGUCUGUCUACAAUGUUAAGCCUAAGAAGCCUAAAGCUAAGACAAAGUGAUGUUUUUAUGUUUGUGGCAUAAAUUUCUUCUGGGUUCUACUGAGGAUUAUGCGAUUGGUAUAUCUGAUGAUAGACCUUCUUGUUAGUAAAUGUACAGGUGGAGUCGAUUGAUUGCUGUAACUUCAUGCUUGCCAGUAAUAUCUAGACUCACAGUAUGGUUUAUUAUAUGUACUGUACAUGAGUAAUUUAUUGCUAAAUUAUCUCUCACAUGCAAUCCAAACAGCGU